CCUAUUCCAGCGUGAACAACUCCUCGCCGAUCCAGACCGGCAACGGACUACCAUGGGGCGGAAUCGGCGGGGGAAUAGGAUCUUUGAUCAUAUGCUGUAUCUUCGGGUACUGUGUUGCCAAGGCCUGCGGUGGUGGUCGUAGAAGCGGCUCUUACCCAUCAUCUUCUGGACAUUCACGUCGUGACAACACCUCAAAUGGAGUAGAUGAUGAUCGAGAAUGGAGAAGGCAACAGGCCGAUGAUUUAUUCCGCCAGACUCGAGAAGAUGAAGAUAGGAGAAGGAGGGAACAAGAUGCGCAGGAUGCGAGAGACAGACAAGACGAAAUCAACCGGCAGAACCAGCAGUACAAUUAACAAGACUUUGGUUUAGGAAUUUCGAGAACUCGGGGCUCUGCUCAAGCCAGAGCAGCGACCGCUCGCUGAGGUUCAAAGACGGAAAUUGAGUCUGGCGGGCAAGAACGUGAUCAGAGACUUCAGAGGAAGUU
Mollisia scopiformis is the source of this 484-nucleotide messenger RNA. RefSeq lists its product as uncharacterized. The transcript is spliced from 2 exons. The record is from RefSeq and is a predicted model, not a curated record. NCBI's taxonomy places the organism in Eukaryota, Fungi, Ascomycota, Leotiomycetes, Helotiales, Mollisiaceae. The annotation marks the transcript as partial.